GGUUCAAAGCUAAGUGGUGCGCCGGUGUCCACUGUUCCCAGUUCGGUUCUUAAGGAAUUUAAUUUUAAAAAGAUGGCGCAAGUAGCAGAGGACCGGCUGACAUCGGGGCACCGGCUGUCCCACCCGCCCCCUGGGGAUGAGAUCUACGUCACCGGCAUGUCAGGGUACUUCCCCGACUCAGACUCCGUGAUGCAUCUACAGGAGAACUUAUUUAACAAGGUUGACCUGAUCUCCGGAGACGCUCGCCGCUGGAAGCUCGCCCACCCAGAGAUUCCCCAGAGGACUGGCAAGAUCAAUAACGUCAAUAAAUUUGACGCAUCUUUCUUCGGCGUUCAUUACAAACAGGCGCACACCAUGGACCCCAUGUGCAGAAUACUCCUGGAGAAGGCGUACGAAGCUGUUAUUGAUGCUGGACUGAACCCCAAGGAACUGCGGAACACCAAAACUGGCGUCUUCAUUGGAGCCUGCUUUUCUGAAUCCGAAAAGACAUGGUUCUACGAGAAGAUGCAGGUCAACGGCUUUGGUAUUACUGGUUGUUCCCGCGCCAUGUUAGCCAACCGCAUCUCCUAUUGGCUCGGGAUCACCGGACCUUCUUACACUGUGGACUCGGCUUGUUCAAGCUCCCUAUACGCCUUGGAGCACGCCUUUAGAGCCAUCAGAGACGGACAUUGCGACGCGGCCAUUGUUGGCGGCUCCAACUUGUGUCUGCACCCUUAUGUAUCACUCCAGUUCUCCAGGUUGGGUGUACUAUCCCCGGACGGUCGUUGCAAAAGUUUCGACAACAACGCAAACGGAUAUGCUCGUUCUGAAGCAAUAGUCGUCUGCUUCUUGCAAAAGGCGAAAGACUCCAAGAGGGUCUACGCUCAGCUACUCCACGCCAAAACAAACUGCGACGGGUAUAAAGAGCAAGGUAUCACAUACCCGGCCGGACACAUCCAGAAACUUCUCCUGCGGGAGUUCUAUGAGGAAUGCUCCAUUCCCCCUUCGGAACUCGAGUUCGUGGAGGCUCACGGCACAGGUACCAAAGUGGGUGACCCUGAGGAGUUGCUGGCGAUCGACGAGAUCUUCGGGACGGGGCGCACAGAGCCUUUGCUCAUUGGGUCCAUCAAGUCUAACUUGGGGCACACCGAGCCUGCAUCGGGCCUCUGUUCUAUUGCUAAGAUGUGUAUAGCCUACGGCACCGGGUAUAUACCGCCGAAUCUUAAUUUUAACAAAGCCAGAGAAGGCGUGGCAGCGCUCGCCGAAAACCGUCUCCAAGUGGUGACGGAGAAGACGCCCUGGAACAAGGGCAUGUGCGGCAUCAACAGCUUUGGUUUCGGUGGCGCCAACGCCCACGUACUACUGAAGAAUGUUGGCAGAGAAAAGGUUAACAACGGUCAACCUUCAGAUGACCUGCCGCGCCUGGUCUGUGUGUCUGGUCGGACAGAGUCGGCCGUAGCCAAGAUUCUAAACGACCUAGAGUCCAGAACCGUUGAUGUUGAGGAGGUCAAGUUGUGGCAUGAUAUUCACAGCGGGGAUAUUGGUCUUCAUGUCGUGAGGGGAUACACGUUGCUAGGAUCAACUCCAACUAAGAGCGUGUGCCUUGCCCGCGAUAUCCAGUACUUUUCUGGUGUCAAGCGUCCGGUAUGGUUCGUCUACUCCGGCAUGGGUUCUCAGUGGGCCGGCAUGGCCAGCCAGCUUAUGAGGAUUCCGGUCUUUGCUGCUGCUAUCCAGAAAUGUCACAAAGCUCUCGAGCCUAAAGGCGUGAACUUGACCAAGAUCAUCACGGAGCCCAACCCCAAGAUUUACGACAACAUCCUAAACUCCUUCAUUGGCAUCGCCGCAGUUCAGAUCGGUCUCACUGACGUCUUGAAAGCCAUUGGCAUCGAGCCUGACUAUAUCAUUGGCCACAGCGUGGGCGAGCUCGGAUGCGCAUACGCAGACGGCUGCUUCACGGCGGAGCAGAUGGUGUUGGCGGCUUACUAUCGCGGCCUUGCCUCAGUCGAGACCAAGUUUAUCAAGGGAUCCAUGGCUGCUGUCGGAAUUGGUUAUACGCAGAUGAAGACCAUGUGCCCUCCUGAAAUCGAGGUGGCGUGCCGCAACGGCCCCGACUCCUGCACCAUCUCAGGUCCAGCUGACCUGAUGAAGAGUUUCGUUGAUAAGCUGACGUCACAAGGCAUAUUCGCCAAAGAAGUUCCUUGCUCGAACAUCGCGUACCACUCGCGGUAUAUCGCCGAGGCUGGUCCUAAACUAUUGAAGUACUUGAAAGAAGUGAUUCCCUCCCCGAAGGCCCGCUCCGAGCGCUGGAUGUCCACCUCUUGCCCGCAAGCCAUGUGGAAGAGUGCCAAGGCAGAGUUGUCGUCGGCUGAGUACCACACCAACAACCUAUUGAGCCCAGUCCUCUUCGAAGAGACCUCCCGCCUGAUCCACCACAAUGCCAUCACCGUCGAGGUGGCUCCCCACGGCCUGCUACAGGCCAUCCUGAGGCGGUCCCUGAAGAAGGAUGUCGUCAACGUAUCUCUAACUCAGAGGAACAACUCUGAUAAUGUCCAAGUCUUGUUCACUGCGCUUGGAAAGUUGUACGAGGCGGGUCUGAACCCACAACUGGCCAACAUUUACCCACACGUGGCGUACCCCGUGUCGACGGGUACACCCAUGCUAUCACACUUAGUGGAAUGGGAACACAGCGAGGAUUGGUACGUGACGUCAUACAGGGCUCAGGAGAAGAUGAAAUCAGGUGAAAGGACAGUAAGAAUGUCUAUUGUCGAUGAGGACAGCGAGUUUAUGGCCGGUCACGUGGUUGAUGGUCGUAACCUUUACCCCGCCACUGGUUAUCUCGUGUUAGUCUGGGAGACAUUGGGUAUGAUGAUGGGUGAACUGUUCACCGAAGUGUCUGUGGUCUUCGAGAACGUGCGAUUCCAGAGAGCCACCAAUAUCCCUAAAGACGGCUACCUGGAGUUCAUCAUCAUGAUCCAGAAAGGCAGCGGUAAUUUCGAGAUCGUAGAAAGUGGAGCGUCAAUCGUGACUGGUCGGAUCUACGCCAAGAAGAACGUGGGUCAAGACUACCGUGUGCUCCCGGCUGUGCCCGAGGUAACGGGGCCUAACAUCAAGCACAUGCUCACUAAGGACUUCUACAAGGAAUUGCGGCUGAGAGGAUACCAGUACAGUGGUCUGUUCCGCGGCGUCAUAGGCUGCAACGUGGAGGGUAGUCGCGGCCGGCUGGCCUGGGUCAACAACUGGGUGACCUUUAUGGACUGUAUGCUGCAAAUGAAGAUCAUUGGCAACGACACCAGGGGGCUUUUCGUGCCGACCAGAAUCGAGAAGCUAAGCAUCGACGCGAAUAUCCACUACAAUGCCUUGUCUAAAAUGAAUCCGGACUCUUCGAAACAUUCGUUUGAGAUAAGAGUAUAUCCUGAUGUAGAUGUGAUUAGGGCUGGUGGGGUGGAAAUCCGUGGCCUACACGCCACUCCCAUCUCACGGAGGGUACCUCUUGGAGUGCCUGUACUUGAAAAGAGCGAAUUUAUUCCUAACUAUGGCAAGAACAAGAUGAAGAUUGAAGACAUCCUUCGCGCCAACAUCCAGCUGAUACACGAGAACGUCCAAACCUACAAAGUGAAGACCAUAGAGUUGGUAGAUGAGGAGUAUAAAACGAAUUCCACAGAGCCACUCAUAGAGCAGAUAGGGGACAUCCUUGGAGACCUCCCGCUGGUGCAGGCAGAGCUUCUUCUCAUUUCUGAAGAUGCCAUCGAGAUGCCACAAAAUAUCACUGUGGAAAACAAGAAGUUGAGUGGGGAGAGCAACGUGGUUAUGUUCAUUGGAGCUAAUUUACUGAAGAGACCUGAUGUUCUAGAUCAAGCAGCUGCUACUCUUCGUGACAAAUGCUUCAUCAUCAGCCGGGAAAAGGAAUAUCCCGACCCCAAAGUACACGCAGACAAGUAUGACAUAAUCACUAUCCAAGACACUGGCGUCGAAUACCUAGUCAUGCUCCGAAAACGCAUCGGCGCUAGACCAGCUAAAUUCGUCCAGAUCGUCACAAAAGACCAAACAUUCUCCUGGAUCGAUCGAGUCAAAGAUGAAUUGAAAGAAGGGCAGAAAGUCGUCCUUUACACUCAAGAUGAACAUAUCAAUGGUCUGCUGGGUUUAGUGAACUGCCUCAGGAAAGAACCUGGUGGUGAAGUGGUGUAUGGUCUUUUGAUUGCUGAUCCGUCUGCUCCGGCAUUCAAUCCUGAUUUGGAGUUUUAUGAAGAUCAGUUAGAUAAGGAUCUAGCAGUCAAUGUUUAUCAGGAUGGUCAAUGGGGCACAUACCGCCACCUUCUCCUUGGUGAUUUGGAAACCAUUCGUGCAACUCACGCGUACGUGAACACCGUCACUAUUGGAGACUUGUCUUCGCUCAGGUGGCUAGAGGGACCACUCAGACUUGAUCAAACCUUCAAAACCCAUACCAGCAUGAUGGUGCAUGUUUACUGCUCUGCUCUGAACUUCCGAGACGUGAUGACGGCCACGGGUCGCGUCACCGUGGACGCGGUGGCUCGAGGUCGCCUUGCGCAGGAGUGCGUGCAAGGCUUCGAGAUCGUCGGCCGCACCGCCAACGGCUCCCGUGUGAUGUGCAUGUUGAGGAAUCGCGGGCACACCAACCUGGCCGAGGUGGACAAAGCCCUGACCUGGUGCAUCCCUGACGAGUGGACCUUCGAAGAGGCCGCCACCGUCCCCGUCGCUUACGGCACUGUUUAUUAUGCUAUGGUGAUGGUCGGGCAGAUCCAGCGCGGCGAGUCUGUGCUGAUCCACGCGGGAUCCGGCGGUGUCGGCCAGGCCGCCAUCAACGUGGCCCUGCACUUCGGCUGCGAAGUCUUCACGACCGUCGGCACCGCUGAGAAGAGGGCGUUUAUCAAAAAGCUUUUCCCGCAGCUGAAGGACAGUAACAUCGGCAACUCUCGUGACACUUCAUUUGAAGACAUGAUCCGCCGCGAGACCAAAGGCAGGGGUGUCGACAUUGUACUCAAUUCGCUGUCUGAUGACAAACUACAGGCGUCAGUCCGCUGUCUCUGCUACCGCGGCCGGUUCCUAGAGAUCGGCAAGUUCGACAUCAGCAACAAUACGCCCAUCGGCAUGUACUUCCUGCUCAAGGAGACCUCCUUCCACGGCAUCAUGCUGGACUUCAUCUUCGACCAGAGCUGGGAGUUCAGAAAGAGGCUGCAAGAUCUGCUCCUGACUGGUAUCGAGAGUGGAGCUGUUCGUCCCCUCACUUACACCACAUUCGAGAAACACGAAGUCGAGACUGCAUUCCGUUACAUGGCGGCGGGAAAACACAUUGGAAAGGUUAUAAUCAAAAUACGAGAAGAUGAACGCACUAACCGUCCAGUCAAGCCUUCGCCCAUGCCGGUAGAGGCUGUUCCUAGAUACAUGUGCAAUGAGGACAACGUAUACAUAGUAGUGGGGGGUUUGGGAGGGUUCGGCCUGGAGCUGGCGGACUGGCUUAUCCUGAGAGGAGCCAGGAAGGUGCUCCUCACCUCCCGACGGGGCAUCACCAACGGCUACCAGUCUUCGAGACUCAGGGCCUGGGCAGGCUACUCGGCCGAUGUCCAAAUCUCCACCCACGAUAUCACCACAGAAGAGGGCUGUGAACAAAUGCUGCUUAUGGCCAACAAAAUGGGCCACGUAGAUGCAAUUUUCAACCUUGCUGUCGUACUGAAAGACUCGAUUUUCCAAAAUCAGACUCCAGAGACCUUCCAGACAUCGUUUGGUCCUAAAGCCUUGGCGACUAUGCAUUUGGAUAAAUUCUCCAAGAAACAUUGCCCUGGCUUGAAGAAUUUCGUGGUAUUCUCUUCCGUGUCGUGCGGUCGCGGUAACGCCGGGCAGACCAACUACGGUCUGUCGAACUCCGUGAUGGAGAGAAUCUGCGAGUGGAGGAAGAAGCUGGGACUACCAGCAUUGGCCGUGCAGUGGGGAGCUGUUGGUGAUGUGGGUCUCGUUGCUGAUAUGCAAGACGAUGACGUGCAACUUGAGAUCGGAGGCACUCUGCAGCAGAGGAUAUCCUCGUGUCUGUUGGCUCUGGACAAGUUCUUGAAACAGGACGCACCUAUCGUGUCUUCCAUCGUGGUUGCCGAGAAGAAGGCUGGCGGCUCCGGAUGCGGCAACAUUGUGGAUGCUGUUGCUCAAAUUAUGGGUAUCAAGGACCUGAAGACGGUAUCGCAACAGGUCUCCCUGGCUGAGCUGGGCAUGGACAGUAUGAUGGCGGUGGAGAUCAAGCAGACCCUGGAAAGAGAGUUUGAAAUCUUCCUGACUGCGCAGGACAUCAGGACUCUCACUUUUGCCAGACUAGUAGAACUGACGGCGCAGCGUGAAGCAGCAGCGUCUACUUCGGCCGCACCAAAAGUGAGCGAAGCGGCAGCAGGACUUCGUGUGCUGAUGAGGAACUUUGGAGAUGAGAAGCUGGUGUCCGAGCCUCUCAUAUACAUGCCUACUAUGGUCAGCGACGGAGUCGAGGGCGAAGAAGCGAUCCACGUAAUGGAGAACGUGAUGUUCGUGAUGCCGGGGCUGGAGGGCUCGGCGACGGCGCUGGAGCCGCUCUGUCGCCGGCUGAAGAUCAAGGUCUGCGCGCUGCAGCUCGGCUACGAGCACAAGGGCGAGGACUGCGACAAGAUGGUCGAGAGACUGUACCAGUCGGUUAUUUCCCGUCUUGCUCCAGGAGCGCCAUUCUGGCUGCUCGGCUACAGUUUUGGUUCUGUACUAACCUUGGAAUUGGCAGCGAGACUCGAGGCACAAGGUCUCAAAGGAACCGUCUUCUGCUUGGAUGGCGCCCCCGAAUUCCUCUACGCGAUGACCACCAUGACUAUCACGUUCAAGAACGAUUUUCAACUCCAAAACAGCUUGAUCUGUCAUGUGAUCGAUAUCGUCUCCCCGAACAACGACGUCACCAAAGACUUGAUGGAGAAACUCAACGAGAUCGAAUCCUACGAUGAAAGAAUCGAAUUUGCCAUCAAACUGUCAACAGUGCAGAGCAAAUACUCACAACACUUCAUCGCUUCCAUGGCCCACAUCUGCUACGAUCGUAUCAAAGUCGUCUUGAACUACAAUGUAAAGAAUAUCAAGAAACUAAAAUCUCCUGUUGUGCUCUUACGUCCCAAAGAUAACCCACCGUUUGUAGUAUGCGAUGAAAAUUAUGGUCUUGAUAAAUUUAGCGAAAGUCCAGUCACUGUGCACUAUUUGGAAGGGAACCACGUCAGUAUAAUUGAAAACAAGGAUUGUGCUAAUAUUAUCAACAGGAUUCUGGCUAACGAAGAAGGACAGAAAGGGAAAGAAACGAGCAAUGUUGUUACUAGCAUGGUCGAGAACCAAAGAGAAAUACAAGUUUAGAGAGGUAAAUUUAAAACGGAAUAUUGCUUCGAAAACGGACACCGAAUUUAGGAUAUUGGUUCAGGUUGUGAUUUUUAUUUAUUUUCGCAUUAUUAACUGAUAGUAUAAGUGGCCGUACUUAGAACAAUCUUAGUGACUAGUUACAAGUUUUAGUAUCGAUUUAAGUUUGUCUUAAGACACCAGUACCAAAUAAAUAUUCGUCAAGAAAAUUAAAUUUAAGGGCGUACGUAGAAUUAAGUUAAUUUAUUUUUGUCUUGGUUUGUAAAAGGUCAUUAGAAUAGGUUGUGCUAAGUCUUAAUAGUCUGAUACAUUGUAAUGAAUUACAGGGUGUUGACAGUGAUGGAAAUGAUAAAUAUAUUUAUUUGUUUGCGUUUACAAAA
Molecule: messenger RNA, 7712 nt
Organism: Plodia interpunctella (Indianmeal moth)
Lineage: Eukaryota; Metazoa; Arthropoda; Insecta; Lepidoptera; Pyralidae
Gene: FASN3
Product: fatty acid synthase-like
Exons: 41
Coding region: 73-7332 (2419 amino acids)
Biological process (GO): fatty acid biosynthetic process
Molecular function (GO): oxidoreductase activity; 3-oxoacyl-[acyl-carrier-protein] synthase activity; fatty acid synthase activity
Source: RefSeq, a predicted model, not a curated record